This is a messenger RNA of Cannabis sativa, 606 nucleotides long. RefSeq lists its product as uncharacterized. Bases 1 to 606 code for a protein of 201 amino acids. NCBI's taxonomy places the organism in Eukaryota, Viridiplantae, Streptophyta, Magnoliopsida, Rosales, Cannabaceae. The record is from RefSeq and is a predicted model, not a curated record. Gene Ontology annotation, molecular function: RNA-DNA hybrid ribonuclease activity; nucleic acid binding. The transcript has 2 exons.
AUGGCGAUUACAAGAAGCUCGGUUUCUCCAUCACCUUCUGGUUCGAAGAGAAAAGGCAGUGAAGGUGGUGAAGUGGAGAUGUCAGGAAAAUCAUCUACUGCCCGACCCAGUCAUACUUUGGUCACCACAACUUGGUCUCCUCCGGCUUCGGGACUUCUCAAGCUCAAUGUGGACGCAACAAUCUCCAAAGUCAAUGGAAAAGCAGGUUUUGGUGGUGUUAUCAGAAAUAGUGAAGGUUUGGUAGUUGCAGCCCUGACACAACCCUACAUUGGAGGAGGAACUGUCCCCACUCUUGAAGCAAAAUCUCUCCUCACUACGUUGCGCUGGUGCAUCGAUGAACAUUUUCUGGUCCAUGAGGUAGAAACAGACUGCAAAGCUAUUACUGACGCAUUGUUUCAUCAUAAAGAAGACAUCUCGAUUUUUGGAGAUCUUAUACGUCAAAUCAAGGAUACUUUGUCUCACGUCCUUGCUGCUUGGCUCUCUCAUGUCAAUCGUGGUGCCAACUCCCUUGCUGACAAGUUGGCGCACCGGGCUUUGGGGUUAGAUGAAGUGGCAAUCUGGAUAGGCGAUGACCCAUGUGACCUUAUUGAGUUUCUUUCUUUCUAG